AUGACGAUGAUGACGACGGCGGCGACCACCGGAGGAGGACCAGAGGCGGGGGGGGCGCGACGCCGAACCACGUCGGAUUCAGACACGAGCGGCGGCGGCGGGAGAGAGUACGCGAGCCUGGCGGACGUGCCGCGCGCCCGGCGCAUCGGCCACCGCGACACCUUCGUGGCGGAGAAGCGGCGGCUGGAGCACAAGCUGCGCACGCGGAGCCCCGGGCGCGACGAGGUGGAGCGACUCUUCGGCAAGGACCGCCGCUCGCUCGGGCAGCCCCAGGGCUCGCCGCACGACAGGCACGUAAGGGCUGUGGCCAUGUUUGCUGCGCUGGACAGGGAGCUCGAGAGGCCGGUGUCGAGCGACGUGGAAGAGCGGGUGGACGCCUCCUUGCACAGCCCCGUCGCGCGAGAGUCUCCGCGGGGGGCGACGCGACCUGCCGACACCAAGGUGAUGGGUGGUGCCCCCAUGUCCCCAGGGGGACCCCACCCCAGCCACGGAUCCUUCCGGCGCUCCCAGUCCCUGGACCGGCAAAACGCGGGACUGGCCCCCACGGCUGACUCCACGAGUCUUAAGAAGGGUUGGCUCAGCUGGCUGGACGAUGACGCUCAGUGGAGGAAGUUCUGGUUUGUGCUCACGCCCGGCGCACUCAAGUUCUACCGCGACACUCCCAGCGAAGAGAGGGACCACGCGGAGGGCGUUGUGGAACUCUCCCCACACUGCACGAUCGCCGACUUCCAAGUGCAGCGCAACUUCGGCUUCCAGAUCAAGACCAAGUACGCGGUGCACACGCUGGCUGCCGUGACGCCCGGCAUUCGCAAGAGCUGGAUGGAAGCAAUCAGUCAGAGUCCUGGGCUGGGUGGAUCUGCCCAGGACAAGAUGAGCUCGCCAGACAAGUCGUGGCCGGGCCGCUCGCCGUCAUCGUCGUCGUCCCGGGACCGCCCGGUCUCAUCGGCCAGCGUUGAAACCAGGGAGCCGCCCCCCGACCAGGCAAGGAGCCGGCCCAAGGCACGGCUGCGCGAAGUCCGAGCCAAGACCAUGGACUGCUCCGAGUUCCAGGCGGUGCACCAGGCGCUGGUUCGCUCGCAGCGAGGGGGAGGUGGAGUCGCCCACCACACCGUGCGGUCGUCAGCGCUGCCGCCCGUGAGGAUCGACCAAUCGGGCCGCUCCGAAGACGGCGGCGGCGCCGGCGGCGUCCCCGGCAACGGCACUUACAAGACGUACUUCCAGACGAGCCACGCGGCCGCCCAGGCGGGGCCCUGCACGGGGCAGGAGGCUCCUCGCAACGCCGCCGCCGCCCCCGCGGCCUCCGACAGGUUCCAGCCCCGCGCGGUCGCGUCGAGGCCCGCGGAGCCCGAGGCCCGCCCCGCGGUCGCGACUCCGCAGGGCCAGAAACCUCCGCACGUCUGCUCCACCCCGACCCGCGAGGCCGGGGGCGUCGCCAACUCGGGCUUCGCGCGCUGCGCGCUCAACCCGUCCGACGGGAAGGCCCGCGCGGUCCUCGCCACGUCCGUGUCGCAGACGCGGCUGCUGCCGGACAAGCAGGGCCCCGACCCGAGCUGGGGCCCCGUCGGACAGGGGCCAGCGUCGCGGGCGAAGGCGGACGGCCCGGGGGCCGGCGGGGGGCGGCGGCGGCCCGGGGGCCGGGAGGGGGAGGCCGCGGGGGCCGCGGUGCCGCGGGCGCCGCUCAGCCGCGACGAAAUCGAGCAGCGGUGGCGGCAGGUGGAGAAGACGCCGGUGCGGGAGGAGAAGCAGAUCCCCAUCGCCACCAUCAAGCCCACGGCCUCCUCCAUGAGCCCCGAGAGUAUGGUGGAGCUUCUGCAGAAGGAGGUGGAGGAGUUGCGCUGGCAGUUGGAGCACGUGCAGCAGGAUCUGCGGAGCUCGCGGGGAGAGAACUCGGCGCUGUUGGCGCGGCUGCGUGCGCUCGAGCAGUCCGAGUACUCGCCGGCCGGAUUCGUCUCCCAGUACAACAUCGGCGUCGCGGCAGCCGAUUACCAAAGCCGGAGGAGCGGCGGCAAGGAAGACCUCUUAGAGCACGGCGCACGGCCACGGAGAAGCCUCACGGGCGCGCAAAUCCAUCACGGCCACGAGGAGCCGGCCGCCGCCAGCGACGACGACGACGACGAACGCUGCGUCCGGGCGCCGGGCUCCCGUCCGCGCAAGGCCGAAGCGCGGCUGAGGGAGACCGAGGAGGCCCUGGUGCACAAGACGAAGGCCUGCCUCGAGCUGGAGGAGGCCGCGUCCUCGGCGCAAGAGCGCCACCGGCUGGAGGCGCGCCGGCUGCAGCUGCGGCUCGACGACGCCGAGGAGCGGCUGGCGAGCGCCGUCCGGGACCUGGCGGCCGCGGACGCGGAGCGGCGGCGCGCGGACGCGGCGCUCGCGGACGCGGAGCGGAGCCGGCGGGAGGCGGCCGAGGCCGCGGCCAAGGAGGCGGCCGCUCGCCAGCAGCUCGAAGCGGAAGAGCGGCGCCGCACGGAGCUCGAGGAGCGGUGCCUGCGGUUGCAGACGGAGGUCGGCCGCCUGGAGAGCGAGAAGGAGAGCGUCUCGCAGAAGGAGGCCGAAGCGGCGAGGAGCCUGGAGCGGAAACUCGCGCGGAGCGAAGCCUCGGCGCUGGCGCUGUCGCGGCAGCUGCGGGCAGCCGAGGAGGACAACGAGACGCUGCGGUCGCAGCAGGAGACGCUCGAGCGGGAGCUGCAGGGCGUGCGCCGCUCAGAUGCCGCCCCGGCGGGGCCCGAGGAGAGGCCCAUCGUGCAGAUCGACGGGCAGCCCAUGGAGUGGCUGGACAAGGAGAUCGAGCUGCAGGACCUGGCGGCGCGCCACCGGGCGGAGCUCCGCGACACGAAGGCCUCCUUCCACAAGGAGGCGGAGCGGCUCCGGGCGGAGGCGCGCCGUGCCGAGGAGGCGCUGAGGGCGCGGGCGCUGGAAAGCGUGCAGGAGAUGGACUCGCUCACCGUGUGCAUGGAGGCCAUGCAGCGCAAGCACCAGGAGGAGCUGCGCCAGCGGGAGGACGGCUUCCGCGAGGAGCUGUCGCGUCGUGACCGCCGCCUCCAGGAGCUGUCCCGCGAGGCCUCCGAUCGUCACCGGCAGGAGGUGGCGGCCCUGACGGGGGAUGCUCGUGCGAGGGAGCGGCGGUUUGGCUCCGCGCUCGAAGCGCUGCUCCGGCAGCUGCCCGGCUGGGAAGAGAACGGCCCGGUCGAGCUUCGAGCCGGCCGCCCGUCGACGGACGAAACGGCGGCGGGUGACGGCGGCGAUCUGGAAAGCGCCCACCUCGUCGAGCUCCUGGCCGAGAAAGUGGAGGAGACGCUGCGGGAAUUCGGGGUGGCGAAGAGGGAGCUGGAGCUCCUGCGGCCUCAGGGAGACCCGGCGGCCCUCAGGGACGCGUUCCAGCGUGACCUUGAGGAAGUCAAGGCGACGUGCGAGCGCGGCCUCGCUGCCAUGGAGGAGUCCCACCAGCGAAGCAUGGAGGACCUGCAGCGCAAGCACCAGCACGACAUGCAGCUGCUGCGCCAGCAGUCCGAGCAACUGCUGGCCGAGGAGACGGCCGCCACCAUCGCCGCGCUGGAGGCGAUGAAGAGCGCGCACCGCGACGAGUUCGAGCGCGAGCUGGAGAAGGCGCUCAAGUCGCGGCACGGCACCGGCAGCCAGGACGCGGAGCUCAUCCGCAAGCAGCACGAGGAGGAGCUGGCCUCUAUCCAGCGGGAGCUGGGCGUGCUCUCGGAGCAGUACUCACAGAAGUGCCUCGAGAACUCGCACCUGAGCCAGGCGCUGGACGCCGAGAGGCAGGCGCUGCAGCAGUGCCAGCGCGAGAACGAGGAGCUCAACACUCGUUGCCAGGAGCUGAACAAGCGCCUGGCGACGGAGCUGAUGCGGAUCCGCAGCAUCAUGACGGGAGACAGCAACGGCGCCGUGCCCUCGCUGGCACCCGGCAAGGACACCUACGAGCUGGAGGUCAUGCUGAGGGUCAAGGACUCUGAAAUCCAGUACUUCAAGCAGGAGAUCAACGCCCUCAAGGAGGAGCUGCAGUCGGCGCUGAGGGACAAGAAAUACGCGACGGACAAGUACAAGGACAUCUACACGGAGCUGAGCAUCUCGCGCGCCAAGGCCGACCUGGACGUGACGCGGCUCCGCGAGCAGCUGCAGACCAUCAGCCAGGGCGAGGAGCGUGCCGGAUACGACAUCCUCAAGUCGAAGAGCAUCCCGGACUUUUUCAAGACGCAGACGACCUCCAGCUGCAAGCGAACGGUGCGGAACCUCCGCUCCAAGAGUCUGAGGGAGGGCCUCUCGACGCAGGAGCAGAAGCAGCUGUUUGACGAAGCCGAGGUGCAGCAGUGAGGCGGGCCGGGGGGGGGGGGGGGGUGCGGCUCCCGUUCUCUCUGCACCCUCGCUGGCGAUUGGCGGGCCCACAGCUGCGAAGGGACGUGGCUACAGACGAUCAACACCCCCCCUUCCUUCCCCCGCGGCGCGGGAUAGCAACCCCUGCCGCCGCACCAGCCACGGCUCCGGAAGCGCCCAUCGCCUCGUCCCUUCGCCGAGAUAGUUUUGACGCACGGUGAACGCGGCCGCCGCUCUCGACCGCUCCCUCCGCUCCGCCUGCGGCUGGCCAGGAAGAGCGCCGUCUCGGCCGGGCCUGCUGCGACGGAGGUGCCGGCAGGCCCGGUUUGCCGGCUCCCUGCUGCGUGGGCCCGGCGGUGGCGGUGUGCGAGCGAGGCGCUGCCGACGGUCCUUGCCAUCGCGGUGUGCGCGAGGCUGUCGGGCCGACGUGGGGUUUCGGGCGCCGAGGCGCGGUCUGCCACUUGGGUGAAUCCGCGCCGACGGAGCGAUCCGGUGAACGGCAGCCUGCGUCCGCGCGUUUAGCACGGACGAAGCCCUCGCGCACGGGGGCAUUGAAAUGUAGGUGACCAACACAGACCCGAGCUUGCAUUCAGUUUGUUACUUAUUGGUGUCGUCCGUGUGUUAUCAAUAUUUGACAGGUCAGUGUCAGACGUACAGGCGGUGACCCUGUUGGCAACAACGGAAUAAACGCCCCCCCCCCCUCACCCUGCGCGAUCACCGCGCAGGGUGAGAUGGGAUGUGAGAGGGGCGCUUCGGCGAGACGCGUUCACACCCGACAAGGUCCACUGCCGGUCACGAAACGCUCGCGCAGCCGCAUGGGGGGGGGGG
Lethenteron reissneri (Far Eastern brook lamprey) is the source of this 5151-nucleotide messenger RNA. Its product is annotated as ciliary rootlet coiled-coil protein 2-like. Gene Ontology annotation, cellular component: actin cytoskeleton. Gene Ontology annotation, molecular function: actin filament binding. The record is from RefSeq and is a predicted model, not a curated record. Lineage: Eukaryota; Metazoa; Chordata; Hyperoartia; Petromyzontiformes; Petromyzontidae.